AUCAUGGACGUCACAGCUCUCUGCAUCAGACUGUUCAUGGAUGUGUUGGUCCUGCUGGUUGCUCGUGUUGACCACAGCUGCUUCGCUCACAAAGCUGAUGCAGCUUUUCCUCGUAUUUCUCCAGACAGACUGCAGUUCUUUGAGUACGAGUCUGUCACCGUAAGUUGUGAAGAGUACAGCAGCUUGACUGAAUGGAGAGUGAUGACGAAAGUCAACAAAACUAUUUCACCUAACUGGGACUCAUCCCCACCAUCCUGCACCAUUGAACCUACCUUUGAACGACACAGUGGAGAAUACUGGUGUGAAGAUGCAGAGGGACAAACAAGUGGUGUCCUCAACAUCUCUGUCACUGCUGGUUCUGUGAUCCUGGACUUUCCUGCCCGUCCUGUGAUCGAGGGAUCUGAUGUGAUUCUUCAUUGUAGAGAAGAGGAAAGUCAGUCUAAAGACAUUGCAGAUUUCUACAAAGAUGAUUUGCAUCUUAUGACCUCGUAUGAAAACAACCUGAUAAUCCAAAAUGUUUCCAAGUCUGAUGAAGGAUUCUAUAAGUGCAGAAUCCCUGGAGCUGGAGAAUCACCGGAGAGUCGGCUGACAGUUCUAACACAAAGUAAAUCAGCCCACGAAGAGACUCCGUCUCACAGCGUCUCCUCUAAUCUCUUCUCCCUGCUGUGGAUUUUUGGACUUGUGGCUCUGCUGCUGUGGAUUAUGGGACAGCUUCACGACAGCAAACACAGAGAGCCAGAUGUGUCCAGAUCAGCUACCAAUCCACGUGUACCAGACCAGAGUGUGUUUUCUUUGGUGUACUAUAGGCCAGUGACGGCGGAGGGAAACAAGGAGCUCUGAGGAGGUGAUGCAUGGAGAUUAACAGCAGACAAAGCUUCUCCAGUCAUGAGACAUCACAGCAGAAGAAGAGGACGCAACAAGUUGUAAUUAAAAUAAAA
Messenger RNA from Larimichthys crocea (large yellow croaker), 938 nucleotides. RefSeq lists its product as uncharacterized. Gene Ontology annotation, cellular component: external side of plasma membrane. The record is from RefSeq and is a predicted model, not a curated record. Gene Ontology annotation, biological process: cell surface receptor signaling pathway; immune response. Gene Ontology annotation, molecular function: transmembrane signaling receptor activity. The transcript is spliced from 7 exons. Bases 4 to 840 code for a protein of 278 amino acids. Lineage: Eukaryota; Metazoa; Chordata; Actinopteri; Sciaenidae.